Messenger RNA from Cokeromyces recurvatus, 1058 nucleotides. RefSeq names its product L-lactate dehydrogenase B. Bases 58 to 966 code for a protein of 302 amino acids. The record is from RefSeq and is a predicted model, not a curated record. The transcript has a single exon. Gene Ontology annotation, cellular component: cytoplasm. Lineage: Eukaryota; Fungi; Mucoromycota; Mucoromycetes; Mucorales; Mucoraceae. Gene Ontology annotation, molecular function: L-lactate dehydrogenase (NAD+) activity. Gene Ontology annotation, biological process: carboxylic acid metabolic process.
UUUUUUUUUUUACUUUUUUCUUUUUUUUUUCACUUUAAAUCAGAUAAUAACGUUAUUAUGGUAUCACAUUCUAGAGUAUCUAUUGUUGGAGCAGGAUCAGUUGGAGCUUCAGUUGCUUAUGCACUCAUGUUCAAAAAUAUUUGUUCGGAAAUAUUAAUUGUUGAUAUUAGUCCUGAUAUUGUUCAAGCUCAAGUUCUUGAUUUAGCAGAUACAGCAAGUAUAAGCCAUACACGUAUCCGAGAGGGGACAGCUCAAGAGGCUGGACAGACGGAUAUCAUUGUGAUUACAGCAGGAGCUAAACAAAGGGAAGGAGAAACUCGGAUUAGACUUAUCGAACGAAAUUACCGAGUAUUAAAGAAUGUGAUACAUAGUAUGCAACCUAUUCGACAAGAUGCCGUCAUCUUGAUGGUCUCUAACCCAGUUGAUAUCUUGACUCACAUUGCACGUAAAUUAUCUGGUUUACCGCCCCAUCAGGUGAUCGGCUCAGGCACUUACUUGGAUACAACCCGACUUUGUGUUCAUCUCGGUGACAUCUUUCAUGUCAAUCCUCAAUCUAUCCAUGCCUAUGUGCUUGGAGAACACGGUGACUCUCAAAUGAUUGCCUGGAGUGCUGCGAUGAUCGGCGGUCAACCGAUCCAAGAAUUGGCUGAAUAUAAAACCAUGGAUAAAAAACUAGUUUCAAGGGCCAUCUCAGGUAAAGCAAUGGACAUUAUUCGAUUAAAGGGGGCUACAUUUUAUGGUAUUGGUGCCUGUGCUGCUGAUAUCGUACAUACUAUUCUAUUAAAUAAGAGAACAGUUCAUCCUGUAUCUGUCUAUGUCGAGAAAUAUGGUGUUACGUUAUCUAUGCCCGCCAAGAUUGGAUGGGAAGGAGUCCAAGGUGUUUAUCAAAUAUCACUUUGUGAAGAAGAAGAAGAUAAAUUACAAGCCUCUGCUGAAGCACUUCGAGAAAUUCAAAACUUGUAUUAAAUAAUAUACUAAUUUAUUAUGUUAUACCCUUUGUAGAUUCUAUUCAUUUAAUUCUCAAAAAAAAAAAAAAAAAAAAAAAGAAAAAUAAAAAA